ACCGACAACAAGCGGACAUUCUGGAUGUGUGGAAUGCAAGAUAACAAAGCGAAAAAUCAUUGAGACUUUUCGUUCUCUUGUGAAGAAUGCAAAACUACAUGGUUGAUGUUUGACUCUGGAAUUUCUUUCAUUUAAGGGGAUAUAUAUUCGGAUUGUAGAAUCUGGCUGAAAAACUACUACGGUAGAACAAUGAAAGGGCCUGCGCUGUUGUGUUUUGCUCUCCUUUCCUUUGGCUCGGUAACUGGACAAGUCAGCUACACAAUACCAGAAGAAAUGACCAAAGGAUCGUUAGUCGGUAAUAUAGCACAGGAUCUGGGUUUACAAAUCAAACGUCUGACUUCAGGUAAGGCUCGAAUUUAUACCCGAGACAGCGACCAGUACAUCGAGCUGAACAGAGAAAAAGGAGUCCUCCUCGUUAAAGAGACGAUCGACAGAGAAGCGCUAUGCAGACAGACGACGCCGUGUGCUUUACAUUUUCAGAUCAUUUUGGAGAAUCCAAUGGAAUUUUACAGUGUUACAGUCCAGAUCACAGAUAUCAAUGAUAAUGCACCUAACUUUGACGAAGCCGAUAUUGAAUUUAAAAUUAGUGAGUCAGCGGUAAUUGGGGCAAAAUUUGUUCUAGAAAGGGCUGUGGAUCAUGAUGUUGGCGUGAACGAUCUUCAAAGAUACGAACUGAAACCAACCGACAAUUUUGUUCUUAAAAUGCAUAAUAAUGCUGACGGAAACAAAAACGUUGAGAUGGUACUACAGAAUCCUUUAGACAGAGAGAAACAAGAACAGAUAUCUCUCAUCCUAACCGCUGUAGAUGGAGGAGAGCCUCAGAGGUCAGGAACAAUGCAGAUUCUCAUUACAGUUUUAGACGCUAAUGAUAAUGCUCCAGUUUUUACACAGCAAACAUACAAAGCUACAGUCACUGAGAAUUCACCUGCAGGAACUGUUGUUGCUACUGUUACAGCCUCAGAUGCAGAUCAAGGCUCGAACAGUAAAAUAACAUAUUCUAUCACAAACAAAUUAGUUGCCGUCAGGAACGUCUUUACAAUAAACAAGGAGACCGGUGAAGUGACUUUAACUGGAAAUAUUGACUUUGAGGAGUCACAAAAAUUUCAAAUAAAUCUACGUGCUAGUGAUGAGGGAGGACUAACAGACUCUUGUAAGUUGGUUGUUGAUGUUCAGGAUGUAAAUGACAACAAACCAGAAAUUAACAUAAUGUCAAAGUCAACUGUGAUAUCAGAAGAUGCUAACCUCAGUACGGUUGUAACAAUGAUAAACAUUGAAGACAAAGACACCGGUGAAAGCGGAAAAGUUCAUUGCUCAGUUAGCGACAGUGUACCUUUCAUUUUAAAAUCAUCAACAAGUAAUUUCUAUAGCUUGGUAACAGACAGUGAUUUAGACAGAGAAAGAGCCUCUGAAUAUAAUAUCACCAUGACCUGCUCUGAUGAGGGAGUGCCCUCCCUCUCCAGUAGCGUCACUCUCACCUUACAGAUCUCAGAUGUGAAUGACAACGCGCCUGUAUUUGAGAGGACCUCAUAUGAGGCCUACAUUAUAGAAAACAAUACACCAGACAUCUCUGUUUUCACAGUGAAAGCCAGAGACGCUGACUGGAACCAGAAUGCCCGAGUUUCUUACAUACUGGAGGACUCCUCCAUUAACGGAGUGCCAGUGUCCUCAUAUGUGUCCGUUAGUGCUGAUAGUGGAGUCAUCCAUGCAGUGCGCUCUUUUGAUUAUGAGCAGAUCAAAGAUUUCCAGUUCCGCGUCAAAGCGCAGGACGGAGGCUCUCCUCCACUCAGCAGCAACGUGACCGUGAAAAUAAUGGUCCAAGACGAGAAUGACAACCCACCUCAGGUUCUGUACCCAGUCCAGACUAGUGGCUCUCUGGUAGCUGAAAUGGUGCCUCGUUCAGCAGAUGUGGGGUAUCUGGUGACGAAAGUGGUAGCUGUUGAUGUGGACUCUGGACAGAAUGCCUGGCUCUACUAUAAACUGCAGAAAGCCACAGACAGGGCGCUGUUUGAAGUGGGCUUACAGAAUGGAGAAAUAAGAACAAUCCGCCAAAUCACCGAUAAAGAUGCUGUCAAACAAAGACUGACUGUUAUAGUGGAGGACAACGGGCAGCCCUCUCGUUCGGCUACAGUCAUUGUAAACGUGGCGGUGGCGGACAGCUUCCCUGAAGUGCUGUCGGAGUUCACUGACUUCACGCAUGACAAGGAGUACAAUGACAACCUGACGUUUUACUUAGUCUUGGCUCUGGCUGUAGUUUCCUUCCUCUUCAUCACCUGUUUAGUGGUUAUUAUAUCAGUGAAAGUCUACAGGUGGAGACAGUCUCGCAUCCUGUAUCACUCCAGCCUGCCUGUCAUUCCAUAUUAUCCACCACGUUACUCAGACACUUUGGGGACAGGGACUCUGCCCCAUGUGUACAAUUACGAGGUGUGUAGGACGACUGACUCCAGAAAGAGUGACUGUAAGUUCGGCAGAGCUGGUAGUCAGAACGUGCUGAUAAUGGACCCCAGUUCUACAGGGACGAUGCAGCGGAUACAGAGUGAAAAGAGCAUCCUGGAUGAACCAGACUCUCCUCUAGAGGUUAGACUGCCCUAACAUUGUUUCUGCAUUCUAAUGCUAAUAUCAGAUUGUAUUCAGGA
Molecule: messenger RNA, 2633 nt
Organism: Archocentrus centrarchus (flier cichlid)
Lineage: Eukaryota; Metazoa; Chordata; Actinopteri; Cichliformes; Cichlidae
Product: protocadherin gamma-A2-like
Exons: 1
Coding region: 190-2589 (799 amino acids)
Biological process (GO): homophilic cell-cell adhesion
Cellular component (GO): plasma membrane
Molecular function (GO): calcium ion binding
Source: RefSeq, a predicted model, not a curated record